AUGAUAGAGAGCCCAAAUUGGAACCUCAUGUACACAUCAGACGACACAAGUAUGGAUCAUCACGACACUCCCUUUCCUGUGCAAAUACUCGUCCAUAUAUUUUUAGCACUCUCAAAUCUCUUUCCAGUUAUCAUUUUUUUCCGUUCAAAAAGCACGAAAAACGUCUGCAACCUGGCGACAAAAAGAAAAUAUCCCAUCUUCACGUUGAACAUCAAACAAAAAUCAUUCAAUAUUGAAAAAAGCAACGAAACAAAAUCAAUCAUGAACCGAAUGACAUUAUCGUCAUCCGCAUCGUCGUCGUCGUCGUCAUCUCUUUCAACUUUGAUGAGGAAAAUAAAAAAUCGUGAAAUCUUCAACGAUCGCAUCGUCAACAUCAUGGCAUUUUACUCGAGUAUGACGGAGUUUGCGUCUUCCUCCAUCAUCCUCUUUCUACUGCUGACGUUGCGCUACCACGAUCUGACGUCUCUGGCUGGCAAGCGUGCAUGCGCGUUGUACCAGUUUGUGACGAUGGAGGUCAUUGAGAGGUUAGAUUUUGAAAUGAGGUUCGAAUGGUGUUGCAUUGAUAUCGUGCUGGCUCGAUGUGGAAUUGAUGUCGGAUGCUGCCGAGUGCUUAGUGACGCAACCGGAUUUUUAAUUCUAGUUUUAUUUUGUUUGAAGAAUGGUUGA
This is a messenger RNA of Helobdella robusta, 666 nucleotides long. RefSeq lists its product as hypothetical. The record is from RefSeq and is a predicted model, not a curated record. Lineage: Eukaryota; Metazoa; Annelida; Clitellata; Rhynchobdellida; Glossiphoniidae. Bases 1 to 666 code for a protein of 221 amino acids. The transcript has 2 exons.